This is a messenger RNA of Amoebophrya sp. A120, 174 nucleotides long. NCBI's taxonomy places the organism in Eukaryota, Dinophyceae, Syndiniales, Amoebophryaceae. The record is from the annotation of a GenBank genome assembly.
AGGUCUUAGCUGGAACAGCUUCGCCCGGCGCGGGUUGGUCAUGCUCCAGGUGUCGCCUGGUCGCGGGGCAGGCCUAGAUUCGCCCACAACUGCGGCUGCGCCGGUAGGUUAUCACGAGGAAGGCCCCGAGAACCUCUUGUUCUUUCCCCUGACCGCACUCCGCCACGACGACCC